Molecule: messenger RNA, 1126 nt
Organism: Momordica charantia (bitter melon)
Lineage: Eukaryota; Viridiplantae; Streptophyta; Magnoliopsida; Cucurbitales; Cucurbitaceae
Product: small ubiquitin-related modifier 1
Molecular function (GO): protein binding
Source: RefSeq, a predicted model, not a curated record
ACUAAGAGACACAUAAAGUGCAAAACCAAACGAAGAACUUGGCGAUUUUCCGAACCCUUUGAUUUUCGCUGGGAAAUCGGGGAGAUCAAUCAAAGAAAUUUUCCGGUUUCGAAGUUGAAAAAAUGUCGGGUGUCACCAAUCAGGAGGAGGACAAGAAGCCUACCGAUCAGUCGGCGCAUAUCAACCUCAAAGUCAAGGGCCAGGACGGGAAUGAAGUUUUCUUCCGGAUCAAAAAGAGCACCCAGCUGAAGAAGCUAAUGAAUGCUUACUGUGACAGGCAAUCGGUUGAGUUGAACUCCAUUGCGUUCUUGUUUGACGGCCGCCGACUGCGUGCAGAGCAGACUCCGGAAGAGCUGGAAAUGGAGGAUGGAGAUGAGAUUGAUGCAAUGCUUCAUCAGACUGGAGGUGGCGGUACUAUUAUCUAAGUAUCUCGAAGACAAAAUAGUUCCUAAAACAUCGUUUGGAACUCUAUAAUUCUCUUACUACUGCUAGUAUGUGCUGAACUUCUGCUGCUGGAUGGUGCUUUUGUCUAUAAAUUACGAUGAAGGAUUUUUGCUUCUUCCAGUUCUCUAAAAGCAAAAGAGAUUUUAUUGGACUCCUUUACUUUAUAUAUAUAUAUAUAUAUGUACAUGCUGCUGAUGUUGAUUCCUGCUGUUUCAUUUUACUGAGUACAUACUGAGGUUGCCUUGUGAUUACAUUUGGCUGCUUGUGUCGUAUCUUUGUAUUUGGGACAUGAGACUUCCAAAACGUGAAAUAACACUACUUGUGAAGGAGAGCUUCGAAGAAAUGUAAAAACAGUGUUUCACCAAGAAGGCUUGAUUCUGCAGUUGUGCUCAAAGCUUUCAAAGCUAGGUAUAUCGAUCCGGAGCCAUCAACGUGCUCGAGAGGAAGUAUGCAGUCUGCUUGGCCUGACAUGUUUCUCUGUUCAGAGAUAUACAUUGUUUUCUAAUGCAGCACAAAGUAUACAUUCAUUACCAAAAGGUCGAAAAUCAUGAUGGAACUGGAGAUUUUGCCAUUGAUCAGCUGUUAUCUGUCUCGUAAUCGGCCUAGAGAUGGUAGUACUUUGUUUUAAUGAAUAAACAACUGAAAAAUAUUUAUCAAGAAAGUUCAUACUUUGCUAUUAGAA